UUUGUGUAUGUCAAGCAGGGCUAUCGCUUUCAUUGCUCCGUUCUUCACAUUACCGCCUUUUCAAUUAGCCUCAUCUCUUGUGUGGGGAUUAAAAAUUGAUUUUGGGGGUGAGAAUGGAUCAAAAGUUCUAUAUUUCUAGCUUGCUACAAGAAGAUACACCGUCUAAAGAGAAACCUGAAACAUCAUCUGAGUCACCAAUACCUACAGGCAGCGAAUGUUCUCUCAAUGAAUCUUCAGACACAACCUUAGAUCAAAAGAUGGAACCAAAUAAAAAAAUGUUUAAUGGAACUCUCGACUUUAAUCCGUGGAUAUGUCAUGUUAGCCAGCAACUAGCAGCACAGCUAUCACAGAACGGUAAAAAUCGACCUGGUGCUCCAAAUCAAGUUCCGCUUCUGAACAUGAAUGUCAAUCAGACGAUGGGAAAUAUGUGGGAUCCUCGGCUUUCAUGGUUGUACCCGUACAUGAGCAAGUCCCCGCAGAAGAGGAAAGGAGGACAGAUAAGAUUCACCAAUGAGCAAACCGAUGCGUUGGAGCACAAAUUCGAUUCACAUAAGUAUUUGAGUCCCCAAGAGCGGAAGAAACUUGCAAAGUCUUUGAGCCUCAGCGAGCGACAGGUUAAAACAUGGUUUCAAAACAGAAGGGCAAAAUGGCGUCGUGUACGUAAGGAUGGUGAGGAUGAGGAUGAAAUGCCUAAUGGAGCGUCAGCAAGAAGCCUCGGACAGCUACAGUCGUCUAAUCCGUUUCUGUCUCAUGGUUAACUAGGUCACCGUAUUAAAAAGUCAGACUUUUAUGGAACAAGUAUCAAAGUUUUGAAAAAAAAAUUUGGUCUAAAUACCUGAAAUACAAGUUGAAAAUUUUGAUGAGCAAUGCACGCAUUUUGGAAACGACAUAAAUUUUUGUAGGUCAAUUUCCCGAGGUAGAUCAAAACCUUUUUUUCAAAACUGUGAUCACUGUGUUUCAAAAUAUAUUAAUAUUGUCACAUCCUCAACAUGUCACCUUUGACGUAUUUAUUACCCGAUCUUCAGCAGUUGUCAGUUGUUCAUUUUUAUGUACUUUAUUCUUUAUUGACUUGUAAAUUCAAGAGUUUUUUAUUAAAGUUACUUUUUAAA
Caenorhabditis elegans is the source of this 1109-nucleotide messenger RNA. RefSeq names its product Homeobox protein HEX homolog pha-2 (gene pha-2). The transcript has 6 exons. NCBI's taxonomy places the organism in Eukaryota, Metazoa, Nematoda, Chromadorea, Rhabditida, Rhabditidae. Gene Ontology annotation, biological process: regulation of DNA-templated transcription. Bases 114 to 758 code for a protein of 214 amino acids. The record is from RefSeq and is marked reviewed. Gene Ontology annotation, molecular function: DNA binding; DNA-binding transcription factor activity, RNA polymerase II-specific. Gene Ontology annotation, cellular component: nucleus.